GUAAAGGUUGACGCUGCCUGGGAGUCUGUAACAGCUGCUAUGUGAAGUGUACGUAUGCAAAUUGGGAAGAAACGAAGCAAAGGCAAGGAAACGAAGGGGAUUUGACAAUUCCAAUUUUCCAAUAUUUUAUUUAAUAUUUCAUUCAUUUCACUCACAAUCACAGCCUUCUUCCCCACAAUCACAGGAUAUAGGGAGAAUUAUGAGUCGGUUGAACAAAAAUAAAAGUACUUGUAGUGAUGGUGGUGCUAGUAAUGAAUCCAGUGCAAGUGGAAAAGCUGGAGAAAGGGUUAGUCAUCUUGAUCAUGAAAUUGCGCAGCUCACAAGGCUUAGGUCAAGUCCCCAUGAGCUUUUGGGUCGCGUUGUUCCUGGUAGGAUGAGGUUACCUGCAUCUACUGUGAGAAUGAUAGUUGCUAGAGAAGGUAAUUAUUCUGGAAGAGGGAGAUUUUCAUCAGCAGAUGGAUGUCAUGUUUUAAGCCGCUAUUUGCCUACCAAAGGUCCUUGGAUUGUGGACAGGAUGAAAAGUCGUGCCUAUGUUUCACAAUUUUCUGCUGAUGGUUCUCUUUUUAUCGCUGGAUUCCAGGGAAGCCACAUCAGGGUCUAUGAUGUUGACCGGGGCUGGAAAGUUAAAAAGGACAUUUCUGCUAGAAACUUACGGUGGACAAUUACUGAUACAUCUCUCUCACCAGAUCAGCUCUAUCUUGUUUAUGCCAGUAUGUCACCAGUUAUCUAUAUUGUCACAGUGGGAUCUGGUACAACAGAGUCAAUAGCUAAUGUUACAGAAAUUCAUUAUGGAUUAGAUUUCUCUUCCGAUGAUCAUGAGGAUGAAUUUGGAAUUUUCUCUAUCAAAUUUUCAACGGAUGGGAAAGAGCUUGUGGCUGGAACUAGUGAUAGCUCAAUUUGUGUAUAUGAUCUUGGAGCAGAUAAGCUUAGCCUUAGAAUUCCUGCUCAUCGGAAUGAUGUUAACACUGUCUGCUUUGCUGAUGAAUCUGGCCAUCUAAUAUAUUCUGGAAGUGAUGAUAGUUUCUGCAAGGUGUGGGAUAGGCGUUGCUUUGUCGCCAGAGGGCAACCAGCUGGUAUCUUAAUGGGACAUUUGGAAGGCAUUACAUUCAUCGAUAGCCGUGGGGAUGGUCGUUAUUUAAUUUCUAAUGGAAAAGAUCAAACUACCAAAUUAUGGGAUAUAAGGAAGAUGUCUUCUAAUGCCAUAAAUUUGGGCCUUGGAGAUGAUGAGUGGGACUACCGGUGGAUGGAUUACCCUGAAUAUGCAAGAAACUUAAAGCAUCCCCAUGAUCAGUCAUUGGCAACAUAUAAAGGCCACUCAGUGUUGCGUACGUUAGUGCGCUGUUAUUUCUCACCUUCAUAUAGCACUGGUCAAAAGUACAUUUACACAGGCUCUAGUGAUUCCUCUGUAUACAUAUAUGACCUGGUAAGUGGUGCAAGAGUUGCAAAACUUGAUCAUCAUGAGGCACCAGUACGAGAUUGUAGUUGGCACCCUUAUUAUCCAAUGAUGAUCACUUCGGCUUGGGAUGGUGACAUUGUUAGGUGGGAAUUUCCUGGGAGUGAUGAAGCCCCUGCUCCUCCAAAUAAAAGAGCAGGUCGAGUUCGUAGGAGAAAUAUGCUCUAUAUGUAAUGUAAUGUAGCUCAUCUUCUUUGUACAUGUGUCUGGAUUAUAUUUUGCUAUACCUACAUGCAACUUAUGUCUAUUCCCUUUUAUCUUUUCUAUUUUCCUACAGCUAUAUAGAAAGGGCUCCACAAAAAUUUACAUUUAUUUAUACUAGUUUAAUGUAAAAUGUCGUCCCCUUAUGUAUUAAACGAGCCCAAUUCGUUGUUGGGCUAUUAUUAUUA
This is a messenger RNA of Cajanus cajan (pigeon pea), 1842 nucleotides long. Lineage: Eukaryota; Viridiplantae; Streptophyta; Magnoliopsida; Fabales; Fabaceae. The record is from RefSeq and is a predicted model, not a curated record.